This is a messenger RNA of Physella acuta, 1053 nucleotides long. RefSeq lists its product as uncharacterized. Lineage: Eukaryota; Metazoa; Mollusca; Gastropoda; Physidae. The record is from RefSeq and is a predicted model, not a curated record. Gene Ontology annotation, cellular component: membrane.
AUGACUACAGCAAGUGCUACCACUACUGCACUGGCUGCAGCUAGUGUGAUCACAGCACCGCUAGCUUCAGCUAGAGCGCAGCCAGCAGUGAUUCUCAGCAAAGAGUUCAAACACAUCUUCGCAUUAGUUGUGUUUAUCAUUGGCGUCUUGCUGGUCAGCGUUUUCGGGAUUUUCUUCAACAGCCUCAACCUUCUGGUCUACUUUAAGCAGGGUUUUAAGGAUACGGUAAACAUCAGUUUUUUCGCCAUCUCUCUGGCUGACCUGAUGUCCCUGAUACCCCUGGUGUGGUCAAUAGCCUUCAGCACCUGCCGUUACCUGCCCUGGUACAUACCUGUGGAGAACUCCCAGGUCAACUUUGUCGUCACAGUGUUCCCGAGCCAAAUCUUCUCGCGCAUCUCACGGUGGAUCAAGGUACUCAUCAACCUCGAGCGAUGCGCGUGCAUCAUCCAACCUCUCAAGGUCAAGCGCUACUUCACCGCUCGCGUCACCACUGUCGUCAUCGUCACCAUCUACCUCAGCUACGUCAUCGAGAUCCCCCUCUUCUACGUCUGCACUGACGUCAGGAACGUUUUCUACGAGCCUCUCAACAUGACGAUACUCAGCAUAUUCUACAUCAGUAACUGUUACCAUAGCAACAACGACGCUUUGGUUAUCCACACUGGUAGCAUAAUCUGCCCAUGUUUUCUAGAUAUAGUAUGCACUAUUAUAAUCAGCCAUCACCUUCAAGUCUUGUCAAAAAAACGUAAAAAGUUCUUGAAUGUUCGAAAAAAUGACACCAGCGAGACAAAAGACGUAAGAUUAAUUAAAAUGUUGAUUAUAAUUAACGUGAUUUUUAUCUUCACGGCCAUGCCUAUCGCGUUUGUAUACGCCUCCGUGUUUUUUGAGCGGCUGUUUUACUACGAGGGCUGGCUGGGUACCGUGUACUACAUCAUCAGUGAAUCCUCCGUGUUCUUGGACGAGGUGGGCGUGUCCGUCAACAUCUUCAUAUACUACAACAUGAGUGCCAAGUUUAAAGCCACCUACCUGAAACUCUUUCACCCCAAGAAACAAUAG